Molecule: messenger RNA, 4252 nt
Organism: Magallana angulata
Lineage: Eukaryota; Metazoa; Mollusca; Bivalvia; Ostreida; Ostreidae
Product: transmembrane channel-like protein 7
Exons: 17
Coding region: 77-2455 (792 amino acids)
Cellular component (GO): plasma membrane
Molecular function (GO): mechanosensitive monoatomic ion channel activity
Source: RefSeq, a predicted model, not a curated record
CCGUGACUCACGUGUUUCCGGAUUGUCUUUGAGGACCGGAUGGGUUUUGGCGCUUACUGUCAGACAAUGUUAUGUGAUGGCUGCCAGAGAGCCAAACGAACAUGAAGAAGAAGAAGACACUGUGAAUAUAGUGCUCCAUGAACCUGGUGCUGAACAGGAAAAUGAAAGGCCAUUAUUGAGUGAUGUCACGCCAUUAGAAGGAUUCCGGGGACGAUGUCAGACAGACUCAGGGGUGAUUGUGAGGCUGAGGAAGAACCCCCGCCUCAGGAAGAGGGGGACAGCUCGAGUGGUGACCCUGCUUCUGAAUGACAAUGAUCUGGAUCUACAAGGAGACAUUCGGAGUAAGCUUCCCAGUGUUCGGAUCCGAAGGUACACGACGUCCAGGUCAAUCAAAGACCGAAGGAUAGACCUACAGAGGAUCAACGAGGGGCGCUAUGUCAGGCCGCGGCCUUUCUGGGAGAGGUACGAGGACCUUAAAAACAGGAACCGGAUGUCUUUUAGAAAUGUUGCCAAAGCAGUAAAAGUGUCAACAUUGGAGAGAAUAGAAAUACAAGCAAGGAAAUGGCACAAAUGGAAAAUGAAGUUCAAGGACCUUCGUCAGUCACUGACCGUGUUCCAUGGGACCCUGAGAGGGAUAGAGGGUCGAUAUGGAAUGGCAAUAAUGACUUAUUUCCGUUUUGUGAAGUGGCUGAUGUUCUUAAAUUUCUACAUCAUGCUGAUCACAUUUGCAAUCUUGGUGAUUCCUUUUGCUGCGCUGAGUCCCUCAAAGUUUGAUGAUAUUCUGGGUAACAAGUCGUUGCCUGCGGCGGCCAAUGUAUCGAGUGAGGUCUACAAUAUGACCCUACAGGCUGUGAACUGUACCCAGCAGUACAUCAGACACACGGACCAAGUCCACGGAUCCGUACACACCGGUGCUACACUGUUUGUCGAUCUCAUUCAGGGGACGGGAUACAUGGAGAGAUCUAUGUUGUUUUAUGGUGCUUACAACAAUAGAACGUAUAAAGAGGAUGGUCACCAAACGGUGUACAACAUCGGAGUGGCCUAUCUUAUCAGUGUCUUCAGUAGCUUUCUUCUGAGCUUCAUCCUCAUCAUCAAGAAUUCUGCUAAGAAUAUGAAAGCUUCUCAUGGUGUAGAGAAGUCAGUGGCUCAGUUUACCAACAAGGUGUUUGGGGGUUGGGACUACUGUAUCAAGGAGAGCCGGGCAGCUAAUCACAAAAAGAAGGUCAUUGGGGGAGCUCUGGCUGCUGACCUCGCUGAACAAGAGCGGAGUAAGCGCCUGGGUCUGAGGACAUGGGUGGACUGGUUGGAGGUCUGGGGGAUGAGGAUCGUCAUCAACACCCUCGUCUUUAUUCUGUUGUGUGGGUCUCUGGCCCUGAUAGGUCUCACCACCUCUAAGAUGAUAGAUGAAAGCAAUGGGACCAAGAGUAGUGCCGGCUACACACUCUUCUACCAGUUUGUACCACACCUAACCAUCACUUUAAUUAAUCUGGUUGUACCUCGAGUCUUUCAGAAGCUUGUGUUUUUUGAGGAGUACAAACAUGAAACGCAAAUAAAAAUCACACUCUUCAGGAGUAUACUUUUGCGACUAGCCUCUCCAGUUGCAUUGAUGGUCAUGUUGUAUCAUAAGUUACUGUUGGAAGAUGACGAAGAAACAAAAAUCUGUGGGAAUUUGAGGUGGACUGCUGAUGAUGACCCCAGCUCUGUCAGGUGCUGGGAGACCUACGUAGGGCAGCAGGUCUAUAAGCUCCUGCUGAUAGAUAUAGUGGUUGGUAUACUGGUGGUCCUACUGUGGCACACCCCAAGAAGAUAUAUAAACACAAAAUACCGGGAUCGGUUUAAACUUGUGAGAUUGGUUGGGCCCCAAGAGUUUGACUUAGCAAAGAGUGUUGUUGAUAUUAUUUAUGCACAGAAUCUUUGUUGGUUCGGUCUCCUGUUUUGUCCCUUGAUUCCUGCUAUAACGCUUCUUCAUAAUAUCAUAGUCUUCUUUGUAAAAAAGGUUGACCUCUUUAAAAACUGUCGUCCAGAAUCCAGGCCAUAUAAAACCUCCAAGUCCACUUCUCUGUUUAUGAAGGUGUUGUUGCUAUCCUUUAUGCUGGCAGUUGUUCCUGCUGGAUACAUUGUAGGAAAAAUUCAGCCGAGCCAGAGUUGUGGCCCUUUCCGUAUGUACGGUGACCACUCCUACAGAAUGUACCACAGCUUGGUGAACUAUGUCUACUCCUGGAACAAGGCUCCCCAGGCUGUCUUCUUCUUUAUCGGCACCGGCAUCUUCGUGGUUCCACUCCUUAUUUUAUUGUUGUUACUGAUGUACUAUUACUGGGUCAUAGGACGUGGGUAUGCCACUAAAGAGGAGUUUGCGCUAGAGGACUUGAAAAUGGAGAAAAUGGACACAAAGUUUCUUCUUAAACAAAUUAACAAGGAAAAGGAGGAAUUAUUACGGAAGGACAGUGAUUGUUAAUUGUUGGUAAAAAUCACAGAGUUCAAAAGAAUCUGAAAAUAAUGAGUAUGAGUGAUAAUUUGAAUUAAUGUGCCUUUUGGGAAAAAGAGGAUCCUUUUUUUCUAGUUUGCUAUAAAUGCUAUAGAAUCAAAAUUGCUUUAUAUGUGAAAGCUUUUUAACCAUAAACUUGGUGAAUGUAAGAAUUUUCAAUUCGAAUCAAUAAGAAAUAUCGGUAUUUUUCACAGUUAAUUUAAUUUUGUUGAUUUGAAGUUAAGUUUGUCUUGAAAUCUUUUUGAUGCAUUCUUGUACUUCCAUUUUUAGCUCACCGAGACGAAGUCAGGGGGAGCUUAUGCUAUACCCUCGGCGUCGGCGUCCGGACCUGGUUAAAGUUUUUGUUGCAGGUCCUGUAUCUAAGCUAUUACUUGUCCUAUCUUCACCAAACUUGCAUGGAUGAUGCAUCUGGACCUACUUAUGGACUUGAAAGACUUGGAUGCUGAAUCUGAGUCCUAAAUUUCAGAUGCUGGAGGAGGUUAAGGUUGUUGGACCAGGUUAAAGUUUUUGUUGCAGGUGCCCUUUGAUAGCAAUAUCUAAGUUACUGCAGGUCCGUACUUCACCAAACUUGCAUGGAUGGUGUGUCUUAUGAUACUGAUGCACCAGACAGGCUUCAGUGCUGAAUCUGAGCUAUAGGUUUCAGAUGCUGGAGGAGGUUAAGGUUUUUGGAGCUGGUUAAAGUUUUUGUUGCAGGUGCCCUUUGAUAGCAAUAUCUAAGUUACUCCUGGUCCAAACUUCAUCAAACUUGCAUGGAUGGUGUGUCUUAUGAUACUGAUGCACCAGACAGGCUUGGGUGCUGAAUCUGAGCCAUAGGUUACAGAUGCUGAAGGAGGUUAAGGUUUUUAGAGCUGGUUAAAGUUUUUGUUGCAGGUCCCUAUGAUGAUGAUAUCUUAGUUACUACUGGUCCUAACUUCACCAAAUUUCUAUGAAUGGUGCGUCUUAUGAUACUGAUGCACCAGACAGGCUUGAAUGCUGAAUCUGAGCCAUAGGUUUCGGAUGCUGGAGGAGGUUAAGGUUUUUAGAGCUGGUUAAAGUUUUUGAAACAUGUGCCCUCUGAUGAUUAUAUCUUAGUUAUUGCUUGUCCUAACUUCACCAGACUUCCAUGGAUGGUGCGUCUUAUGAUACUGAUGCACCUGACAGGCUUGAAUGCUGAGUCUGAGCCAUAUGUUUCAGAUGCUGGAUAUGGUUAGGUUUUUUUGGAACAGGUCACAUGCUUAAUAGAUGAUAGUACUAUUUCAAACUUGCAUAGUUGACUUAACUGUAAUAUGAAUGAAUCACAGAGGAAGAUUCAGGUGCAGAGCUUGAUCUCCAUUAUCAAGGAUGCUAAAAAAUAUAUCUUAGUUAUUACAGGUCCUUACUUCACCAAACUUGAAUGGAUGGUGUGUCUUAUGAUACAGAUGCACCUGACAGGCAUGGAUGUUGAAUCUGAGCCAUAGGUUUCAGAUGCUGGAUGAGGUUUAGUUUUUUUGGAACAGUUAAAUGAUAUAACAUGAUUCCUAUGAUAAAGUAUUGUAUGAUAUGAAACACUUUUGUUUAAUAUGAUACAAUAUAAUAUCAUAUGUUAUAUUGUAAAAAGGUAUAUGAUACGAUAUGAUAUUGUAUCAAUUUUUUGAUAUUUUAUGAUAUGAUAUUGUAUCAUGAUAUUGUUUUGUAUAGUAUUGUAUAUUAUGAUACAAUAUUAUAUAAUAUUAUAUUGUAUCAUACGAUAUUGUAUAAUAUGAUAUUGGUUUCUGUAAUUUACAAUUACAUCACGCAAAACUGUAUUUU